Aspergillus tubingensis is the source of this 936-nucleotide messenger RNA. RefSeq names its product RTA1 domain protein. The transcript has 2 exons. The coding region runs from base 1 to 936 and encodes 311 amino acids. Gene Ontology annotation, cellular component: plasma membrane; fungal-type vacuole. The record is from RefSeq and is a predicted model, not a curated record. Lineage: Eukaryota; Fungi; Ascomycota; Eurotiomycetes; Eurotiales; Aspergillaceae.
AUGUCAACGUGGAACUGCUAUUCAUUCGAUCCGGAGGUUGCACCGCUGCUCGGUUAUCGCCCUUCUAUCACAGCUGGAAUCCUUUUCACGAUUGCUUUUCUUGGUGUCUUAACAACCCAUGUUUCGCAAGCAUGCAACACCAUAUAUCCCUGGAUAGGAUUGGUGCUAUCACUUGGAGCUGCCCUUGAGUUUAUCGGAUGGCUUGCUCGUGCUAUGGCUUACCGCUGUCCAUAUAACUCCACCAUAUGGGCAAUACAGCUGUCAGCUUUGAUGUCUGCUCCAUACUUUACAACCGUCGGAAUCUACGGAGUCCUAGACCUCAUGUACGCAAUUAUAAAACAAGUUCGACUGCCGUUCAGGCCGAAACGGUGGGCGAUUACGUGCAUGUUUAUCGCGCUUCUUAGCCUCAUCCUGCAGGUCAUUGGGGGCUCGCUGGCACACAAGGCCUCCAGUGUUGACGACUCAAUCAGUCUGGGAAUAAAUAUUUUGUACGCAGGCAGUCACCUGCAACUCGCAUCGCUUAGUAUCUUCGCGGUGUUGUUCAAGUGCCUCAUAGUUCGUACAAAAGAUCGGCUCAUCUGGAGGAUGCCAAUGAUCAAAAUGAUAGGUGUACUUCCGUUUGCUUUACUUUGUUUAACGGUUCGGGAUACCUACCGCGCCGUGGAGUCUACGAAUGGAUGGCGUGGUUAUUCCUUCACAUAUGAAGUUUUAGGUUGUCUUUUCGAUGGGCUGCCUAUGUUUAUCGCCAAUGUCACGCUUAGUAUCUGGCAUCCCGCAGUGUUGUUGAACGAGGCGAGGCUAAUGGAGGCGAGAGUUGCGCGAGCGGAGGAGGUCGAAUUGCGAAGCAUGGAAGAUCAGAACGGGCGAGGAAGUCGCUUGCUUGCCGAGUACCGACCCGUUUCUGAGGAACUUGAGCAAGCCCUUCGUAAACGAUAG